Messenger RNA from Penicillium samsonianum, 1476 nucleotides. RefSeq names its product Zn(II)2Cys6 transcription factor. The record is from RefSeq and is a predicted model, not a curated record. The transcript has 4 exons. The coding region runs from base 1 to 1476 and encodes 491 amino acids. Gene Ontology annotation, biological process: regulation of DNA-templated transcription. Gene Ontology annotation, molecular function: zinc ion binding; DNA-binding transcription factor activity, RNA polymerase II-specific. NCBI's taxonomy places the organism in Eukaryota, Fungi, Ascomycota, Eurotiomycetes, Eurotiales, Aspergillaceae.
AUGCCCUACAAACCGCGGUCCAGUAAAGGAUGCGGGAAUUGCCGCACGCGCCGAAUCCGAUGCGACACCGCACGGCCCACGUGCUCCCAGUGUAAACGGGCCCAGUUCUCCUGUCCUGGAUAUCGCGAUCCACAGCAGCUGCAGUUUCGCAAUGAGAACCCGGCUGUUCGGGCCCGAGUCGAUGCAGAGAAUCAAUUGGGGCCGGUGUCCCAUUCCAGAGCAGCGACGUUGAACCAUCUAUCGCCCCUCUCGGUUCCGUCGCCCCUGUCGGAAUCCAUCCGCGAUGAAUCUGUUCGCUUUUUCUUUCGUUACUAUGUUUUAAAUGACCUCUAUGAUAUCCCUAUCCACCCCAGUGUCUCGCAGAUGGCCGAUCUGGCGGCCAUUAGUCCUGCUGUUUCUAUGGCCCUCGCUGCGGUGGGCAUGGCGAGUAUAUCUAAUAUUCGAAAAUCCGCCGGGUUGAUGGCUAUUGCCAGUAAAGAGUAUACAGACGCUCUAAGCCUCACUGGUACGGCAUUGGGCGAUCCAACAAGCGAUGCUACCCUUGCGGCGGUGUUGCUUCUUAGUAUGUUUGAAGUUUUGACAUGCAGAGUUAGACACUCCCUCGACUCGUGGCUUCAUCAUACUCGGGGAGCCAUGGCUUUGGUUGAGAUGCGGGGAGCCGACCAGAUCCAAAGCACUGUUGGAAUGCGCUUAUUUACCCAUUUGCGCGUGCAAAUUAUCACUAGCUGCCUCCACUGGCAUACUCCCGUACCAGCUUCAUUGGUUCAAUGGUCCUCGCAGGCCAUGUCCCUGCGAUCGGUCAGCGACGCCAAAGCUGACGAACUGGUAGACCUAAUUGCCCGCGUAAGCGAAGUAAUACUUUACGCAGGGACACAGGACGAUAUUCAAAUUACUACAGAGGCUUCAUGUGUCGACCAACUUCUAUUCCAGUGGCGGCAGAAUCUCCCACCUCGCUGGGCUUAUCGCACAGCCCAACGACCACCAGCUCGACACCGUAACCAAGGCGACUCAGAAGGUCUCUUCUUCGACGAUACAUAUCAUAUUUAUCCGGACGCAUGGGCGUGCAAUAUUUGGAAUUUUUAUAGAACAGGCCGGAUCCUGCUCAACCGAUUGAUCCAGGUCCGCAUCCAGAAAAACAAGUAUUCGCCUUCACAUCCAACAACAGAGGUUCUCAGCAAUUUAGCCAUGGAGAUUGCACAAAGUGUACCCUAUGCUCUAAGACAAGUCGGCCCUGCACGAGCGGCAGGAGUGGACUUGACCUCCUCCGCUGACUUUCUUGGUGGCUUCAUCACGAUGUGGCCUCUGUACGUGGCGGCAGAUGUAAGUGCCCUGGGAUCGGCAUUACGAGAAUGGGCGAUCGAGCGCCUGGAAGUCAUUGGACACUGUAUGGGGAUUGGAAAAGCCCAGUUUAUGGCGCGAACAUUGCGAAGUGCACAACAAUUUGAAGCUCGAUUAACGAGCGGAGAAACCAAUUAG